Messenger RNA from Cyphellophora europaea CBS 101466, 936 nucleotides. RefSeq lists its product as uncharacterized. The record is from RefSeq and is a predicted model, not a curated record. Gene Ontology annotation, molecular function: oxidoreductase activity. NCBI's taxonomy places the organism in Eukaryota, Fungi, Ascomycota, Eurotiomycetes, Chaetothyriales, Cyphellophoraceae. Bases 1 to 936 code for a protein of 311 amino acids. The transcript has 3 exons.
AUGCCUUCCACCGGACUGAUCGAUCUGAAAACAGCAGUCAACUAUGCUGCCCUCAAAGACCGCAAUGUUCUCAUCACGGGCGGAGCAUCGGGUCUGGGGAAAGGCAUGGUGCAUAUGUUUGCCGACCAUGGUGCCAACAUCGUGGUCGGAGACGUCCAGGAGAGUCUAGGUGCUGCUCUUGAGAAAGAACUCUCCAGCAAGGCCAAAAUCAAGUUCGUCCACGUCGACGUCUCAUCAUUCGCCUCCCAAGUAGCCUUCCUCCGCACGGCUCUCGACUUCUUGCCACGCAACGAAAUCGACAUCUUCGUGCCGUGCGCCGGCGUCCUUGGUCCCCCGACGCAAGUCUCCCCCGCGCCGCCCAGCGAGCUGGCCAACCUGGGAAUCCCGGCCGACGACCUCUCCGGCCGCCUCAUCGGCAUCAACCUGACCGGCGUCUUCAUCGGCACGCUCCUCGUCGCCAGGUACGGACUGGGACUGCACAAGACCCCCAAGCCCGAGCCGGCCAAGAGCAUCGUGCUAGUCUCCUCCCUCGCCGGGUACACCGGCGCCGAGGGCUCGGUCGAGUACACGACGACGAAGUUUGGCAUCCGUGGCCUUCUGCGUGGCAUGCGCAAGCAGCUUGCCGGCAUGAAUGUGCGGCUUAAUGCCGUCUGCCCCUUUUACGUCGAUACGCCCAUGACGGGACAUGCGAUCCCCGUGCUACAGCAGCUGGGGAUUCCGGUCACUGCUGUGGGACAGGUCGUGGAGGCGGUGGCGCGCCUCGCGACGGAUGAGAGCGCCUAUGGACGGUCUAUCUUUGUCAUGCCGGAAGGGCUUUCGGACGGCGGUGAUGACUCGGCUGGUGGGCAUGGUGGCCGGGCCUUCUCGACGGAAGCGUUGGGCGAGCAGUGGACUGUGCUAGUCUCUGGGGCCAUGUCGGACGAUAUUGGGAGUUGA